UUCUCAUUUGUCCAUUUGUGUCAAAAGUGCUAAACAUGGCGGCGGACGGUGACGAAGUGAUUAGUGAUCAGGAAAAAGUUAGAAUCGUUUCAGAUUUUAUCCUCCAUUCGCCGCCCGGUGAAUUCAACGAAGUAUUUAACGAUGUGAGGGUGCUAUUGAACAACGAUAGCCUACUCAAGGAAGGCGCAAGCGGGGCGUUCUCACAGUACAACAAGGACCAGCUCACGCCCGUGCGGCUGGACGAGGUGGAGCUGCACACUCUAGUGACCGAUCACAACGAGCUAAGCGGAGGACGGUUCUUCGACCCGCGAAAUAAGCGCUCGUUCAAGUAUGAUCACCUACGUAAGGAGGCGUCGGAGUAUGAGCCCUACGAGCCAGAUCGCGUUGCGGAACCGUGGCGCGCGGCCCUGGACGAAGAGCUUACAGCGUACGUGGCGGCACAUUACAAGCACGGCGCUAGCCUUGUGGUGGGGCGCACGCUCGAGUCGGGCGCCGUGUCGCUCGUCGCCUGCAUCGAGGACCACCAGUUCCAGCCCAAGAACUACUGGAACGGCCGCUGGCGCUCGGUGUGGUCGCUGACCGUGGGCGGCGGCGCCGCCGAGCUGCGCGGCGUGCUACGCGUGCAGGUGCACUACUACGAGGACGGAAACGUCCAGUUAGUCAGCUCGAAAGAGGUCCGUGCGCCCAUAGUCGCUAAUAGUGAGACUGCGACCGCUAAGGAGUUCGUGAAACUGGUCGGCGAGGCCGAGAAUGCGUACCAGACCGCGAUAUCCGACAACUACAAGACAAUGAGCGACACUACAUUCAAGGCGCUGCGACGACAGCUGCCCGUGACGCGCAGCAAGAUCGACUGGGCGCGGCUCGUGUCGUAUUCCAUUGGCAAGGAGCUAAAGAGCCAAUGAUGUCUCGCUGCUGCGCUCUGAGCCGCAGCGGGCGCUCCGCGUCUCUGUACAUAUUCGCGUAAGAAUAAAUCUUGUUCAGAUGUUUACGGGCUCCGGUUCUCCGGUGCGUAUUUAUCUAUAAUUAUAUAGAGAAAUCGCUAUCGUAACUGUUAAAUUUUAUUGCAUUUUGUUACUGAAAGCAAGGUAACUGACAGUUUUGAGUGACUGAUUGUCUUGUACUGUCUUAAUUUGGUAAUGGUUGCAAGAAAAUUCUAAGGCUUAUGGUACUACGAUGAUUUAAAUGUUAGUAUUCGUACUAAAGACCUGUAGAGAUCGUACUGACAUAGCAUAUAAAUAACAAGGUCAGACUGUCACGUAGUGUCUGCCAUUUCAUGACUAAAAAUUCGAUUUAAUUUGUUCGUUAGGCAAUGAGCAUAAAAGGCAACUAGAAAUCAACCUUAUUAGCUAUGAAUGAAGCUAGCCAGAAAUGUCACAUUUAGGUAUUACCUGCCAGUAUGACUCAUAUGGUGGGUCAUCAAUUAAUCUUCGAUUGUAUAUGAUUAUGUCUAUAAUUUACUUGUAAUGUUUGCUUUAAUACUUCAGAUUAUUUUUGUAAACUAUCAAAUAGGUAGAAAAGAUACCCCUAAUAACCAGUGAUUAGUGUUUUGGAUGCCACACUGCGAUAUAUCAAAUUGAAAUAAUAAUAUGGCCUAUAAGCCCGUGAUACCUUUUAAACAGCUCGAAAAAAAUGCUAUUUAAAUGUAGGUAACGGGUUACUGAUGUAUUACCGUUUUUUUUUGCCAAAUUUUCAUAUCCCAAACCCCAAACUAUCUUUCCCAAAAAUUUAAAACCCAACUAAUCAUUUCCCAACUUUACAUAAUCCAACCUAACCUAACCCAACCUAGUACGUAAUUUUCAUUUCCCAACUAUGGGGUUGGGAAAUGAAAUGGUUGCGAAAUAAUUAUAUGGGAAAGAUUGAGUUGACAAACGUGCAGUUAGUAAAGUUUGGUUGGGAAAUGAAAUUUGGUCAAAAAAAAAUCGGUAAAAUAAAGGGAUCCGAUAGGUAACAUAUUCAUCAUACUCACGAGUGGUAACCAAAACCCCGGUCGCUGCUAAUAACAAUGCUUUUAGUUCAAACAUAAUUCCACAGAUUCCACUAACAGAGUUUUGUGUGUUUAACAUUAUAGAAAAGCUUAAAGUUAAAGACCUAACUCUUUGGAGUAUGUCACAUGUAACUGAGAGCCAAAAGUAAAUAAAAUUUAAUGCUUCUAAAGUAAAAGUUGGAUCUUUACAGGGCUGGACGAUGGUGAGGACAGAAACUUAUUGUUAUGUGAGCAAUAUGAACAAAAUCUUCAAUUAAUUAAUGCAAAUGGUCAUUGUAUUUUUUUAUUAUAUCCAAUUGUAUAGAGCAUACCUAAUUAUUUCAUAUUUUUAACAUGUUAUUGCACAGCAAAAGACAUCAAAGCCAAGAGAUUUACAGUUGUUUCUAAGAAAAUUUCAAAGAACACAAAACAUUGAGUUAGAUAGUUUGAAACUCCAUUUUACCCUGUAAUGUUUGGUCACAUAAUCUAUUAAGUUUUUUUUUCUUAAAUGUAUAACCUGCCCAGUUUUAAACAAUUUGGUAUUGAGAAAUUAUACCCUUGAUCUUUUACAAAAUUAUGGCAUUUUAAGAGGUUAAUGUUGCUCGCAUGACAGGGCCUACAGAGAGUAUAGAAGUUCAAACUUUUGUCUAUUUUCCUCUAUUGCUUGAAUAUGCAAGAGUGACAGAGAUUGUUGAUUCUUGAAUUUCAAUGUUUUCGGUAGCCCUACACAGCAAGGAGCUAGGGAUAGUUUAAAUGGUGCAUUUAAAUAUAGUUAAUUUAAAAAAAUGUCCAUGUAGCCACAUUGAGCAGAGCACAUAUUAAUCCGAUAUUUUUCAAUACAACGGGAGAGUUUUGAAUGAUUCACGGUUAGUUUCACUACACUUAUAUUGACCGGGAUAUAUCCCACGGUCAUUCACGUCAUCAUUCAUUCAUUUGUGGUCAUUUCACUGUCUAUAUCCCGGUCAAUAUAAGUCUAACGGGAGAGUUGCUCAAGCGAUGGAACAUUCAGUAAAUUAUUGUCCAUACUUUGCUUCAAGAGUAAGCAAACCUUUUUUUAUAAGUAAUUAUAUGCCAAUAAGGAUUAUUUUGUAAUUAUUAUAAUUAUUUUAAUAAAGAACGUAAAUUUAAAAUUCAAGUAUUCUGUAAUGUAUGAUUGAAUUCAUUUGAAUAAAAAUAUAUAUUAAAAUGUUGCUAACUA
Cydia strobilella is the source of this 3161-nucleotide messenger RNA. It is a transcript of the gene cpa, whose product is annotated as F-actin-capping protein subunit alpha. Gene Ontology annotation, cellular component: F-actin capping protein complex; actin cortical patch. Gene Ontology annotation, molecular function: actin filament binding. Gene Ontology annotation, biological process: actin cytoskeleton organization; barbed-end actin filament capping. The transcript has a single exon. The record is from RefSeq and is a predicted model, not a curated record. Lineage: Eukaryota; Metazoa; Arthropoda; Insecta; Lepidoptera; Tortricidae. The coding region runs from base 36 to 902 and encodes 288 amino acids.